Messenger RNA from Orbicella faveolata, 1740 nucleotides. RefSeq names its product beta-2 adrenergic receptor-like. Gene Ontology annotation, molecular function: G protein-coupled receptor activity. Gene Ontology annotation, cellular component: membrane. The record is from RefSeq and is a predicted model, not a curated record. Gene Ontology annotation, biological process: G protein-coupled receptor signaling pathway. NCBI's taxonomy places the organism in Eukaryota, Metazoa, Cnidaria, Anthozoa, Scleractinia, Merulinidae.
UUAACUGUUGCUCUUUAGAAAGUGGUACUGGCUCAUGUAACACCAUUGAUAUAGUUUGAAUUCCGUUUUGUUUCCUUACAGCUGAACUGCUCGCACGCCUACCUGGACAACAAGAAUAUUGAAUGGACGAUUUCGAUCUUGCAAAUGUUCUUAUGAUUAACAUGUCUCAUCUCAGAACAUCUAACACAAGCUGUGUUGAAAAUAUUUCAAGUAAUGAAACUGAAACUUACUACAGAGACACAAUUCUUCCUUCGCCAUUGGUUGUACUUUUUGCCCUCAUGUCCUUGAUAAUUGUGGCAGUUAAUAGCCUCGUAAUCUUCUUGAUCCACAAAAAGAAAUCGCUGAGAACACCCACCAAUAUGUUUCUUACUUCACUGGCGCUUUCAGAUCUCAUGGCAGGUCUGGUGGGAAUUCCUCUUCUUGUCAUCUGUUCGGUGAAAGAUGUCAUGAAAGUUUGCGUGUCUUCGACCAUUUUCAUUCGAUUCACCGCCAUCUCUUCAGUCUGCCAUGUUCUGCUCGUCGCCUGUGAUCGUUAUAUUUUUAUAGUUCAUUGCAUGAAGCAUCAUUCCCUUGUAACGAAACGGCGAGCGAUCGUUGCCAUUAUUUUUGUGUGGCUGCUUUCUCUGGCAUCUUCCCUUGUUCAGUUGUCUUGGUACAUAUUUCAUGGCAUUGCCGUUACUGGAUAUGAAGAUGUAACAGAAGAUCACAACAAGAGAUACAGUCUUGCUUGCAGCGUGCUGUUCUUUGCAGUUCCUUUGUUGUUAAUGUGCUAUAUUUAUGGACGCAUAUUUUUCAUUUCAUUUAAACGUAACACACGUGAUCGUCGGUUGAGCAAGAAUCUUCAGCAACCCGGUCGAUCAUUACUUCAUGAGUGGCGAGGACGCAGUGUUUUGUUGAUCACAAUAGUGAUUUUCGCUGGCUUUUGGUUGCCGUUUUUCCUGACCGUGCUUCAUGACUACAUGGAACCUUCAGAGGACCUUUCUAUGUCAGUUUGGGCGCAGCGCCUUCUAGUAUUUGCCGGCUUUGUUCCUCCGAUACUAAACCCAAUCCUGUGCACACUGGCCAAGAAAGACUUCCGUCGUGCACUGAGAGAAUUGUUAUUCGGAAGAAAAGCAUGGCAUCAUUGUGAGCAAAACGUGCAUUUUCAUGUCUCUAGUAACCGCUUCACUGUAUCGAGCGUUUUAGAACUUGAAUGAAAAGGAAGCGAAGACUGGGCAAGGAUUUGUCCUUACGGAACAGAACAGCCACAUUCGCGAUGGCCUUAUACGGUCAGGAUGCUGUUAUUCUCUUUCACCCGUCCGAUGUACAUUUAUGCAGUUUGCCAGGAGGAAAAGUCGUGCAACAUCGCAAAAGUCGUUGCUUAUUUUGAGUUUACAAUUCGUCACUUUUUGAUUGCAGAUACGUUCUGAAAAGGACUUGGAUCAGUUUCCAAAUACAUUAAAAGAGGACAAUUGUGAUCACGUUUAAAGCCAAAACCCCAGCAUAGCUAAAAUGCUAAUGUAUUCAAUUUUCUUUUCAAUUUUUUAUAAAAGAAAAUUGCUCGUUUCGAAAAACAAUAUUGCGCCCCUCAAAACUUCUAGAAACCUCACUAGGGUGGGCCCGAUAUAGGUAUGAUUAAAGCUUUGUUUCUCUUUAAGUUUUCAGUCAUCAACACGCUUGCACUUAUUGUCAUAAACUUGUCACUUUAUUUGGUACAUGUAAGUCUAAGAACAACAAUUAAACGCCUGGAUGUUUCUUGGU